Ornithodoros turicata is the source of this 1147-nucleotide messenger RNA. Its product is annotated as zinc finger HIT domain-containing protein 2-like. The transcript has a single exon. The record is from RefSeq and is a predicted model, not a curated record. The coding region runs from base 1 to 1029 and encodes 342 amino acids. NCBI's taxonomy places the organism in Eukaryota, Metazoa, Arthropoda, Arachnida, Ixodida, Argasidae.
AUGGACCUCGCCACUGAAAAGCUGUGUAGAUUCUGCAAGAAAGCCACCGCAAAGUACACCUGUCCACGCUGCAACUACCCGUACUGCUCGACAGAGUGCUACAAGGAUGCAGAGCAUCGAAACUGUAGUGAAGAAUUCUACAGAGAUUGGGUGCAGACCUGCCUCCGCAUGGAACAGGGAAAUCCUGACACCCGGCGGCGCAUGGCAGAAAUAUUGCGAUCCGCACACAACGAGGACGUGUGCGAGGAACAGCUCCUCUCCGAGAGGUUGGAACAGAUAGACCUGGAGUCUGACUCUUCCGUGUGGGAGCAGCUGACGGAGGAAGAGAAAGCCGAGUUCCACGAGCUGCUUCAAAGUGGCGAGCUCGGAAAAUACGUCCCAGUGUGGCAGCCAUGGUGGGAGGAGCCGACAAGCCUCGUCACAGAAAUAGAAACGGAGAAGGACGCACCUGUCCAGCUCUUGAGCAAGCUGACGAGCCGCCCGCCCGCGCCUUGCGUCGUCAACAGCGUUCUCAACAUCCUCUGUUCUUACAUUUAUGUUGCAAAGCUCUAUAACGGCGACUUUCUUGCGGAAAGUGUAGACGACUUAUUCGAAGCCUGCGUCGUCCUGGACGAAGAUGCCGUAUUUGGUACCGCGGCUGAGGCGAUCCAGAGCGUCCACCAGAGAGUCGUCCACGGUGGCACGCCUAUGGAUGGCUUCCCUCCGCUGUUGAGAAGUCUCAGCAAGUUGCUCCUGGAGCCCGGAGCAAAACAAAAGGCUGGAAGGGCGCUCCGGGAAGUGAGGGAACUGCUGGAGCGGUCGCUGAGAACGGGGCAUAAAAAGCGCAAAAAGCACCGCGCUUUGAAAAAGUGCGAGUACCUUCAAUCGUGGGUGAACGAAUAUGGCAACUCUUUGUCGUCCUGUGUCAAGGAUGUUGACAUGGAGAUUGUGUCCAUUGUCGAAGAUGUCGAGAGCUUCGCAAAAGCAGAAGUCGCCAUGAAAGAAGAACAACGGACACAGAAGAAAGUUCUCAUUGAGGAACUUGACUAAACAUUUCUCAUGCCGUUUUAGCGAGCGUGUAAGGUAGCGUUGCUAGCUAACUUGUUGUGUGCAGUAUAGUAGGCUGAACACCGUUGAAAUAUUGAAAAUAAAGACCGAUCGUUCGGAG